Messenger RNA from Stylophora pistillata, 1735 nucleotides. RefSeq names its product galanin receptor 2b-like. Gene Ontology annotation, biological process: G protein-coupled receptor signaling pathway. Gene Ontology annotation, cellular component: plasma membrane. Gene Ontology annotation, molecular function: G protein-coupled receptor activity. The record is from RefSeq and is a predicted model, not a curated record. Lineage: Eukaryota; Metazoa; Cnidaria; Anthozoa; Scleractinia; Pocilloporidae.
CUCAAACUACAUUGAUGUCCAUAUUUCCUCUCGAUUUUAUAAGACACGUAUUUCAGAUGAUUUUCCACUUGUGUUUUGCAGUUUGGUUUGUAGAAAUUGGAACUCGGAAUAUUUGAUGAGAUGAAUAACUCCAAUUCAAGCAGUGGAAAAGGUGGUGACUCAGUGAAGCUGUUCAUUGACACAAGCAGAAUCAUUACUACAACCGAUUAUGCGGUAACGAUCAUAUGUGGACUGGUUGGAAAUGGUCUUGGCAUUUCCUUAGCGUUAAGAAGGAAGGCUGGAAAUCGCGCAACAAAUCUGUUAAUAACAAACAUGGCGGCUGCAGACCUACUUGUUACCCUGUUUGCUAUGCCUUAUUCGGUCCUUUUAAUCAAUGUGGGCCAGCAAUGGAUCGGAGGCGUCAUUGGCCAAGUAACAUGCAAGUUCGUCCAUUUUGCUUAUCAAAUUUCAAUUCCUGCAUCCAUUUUCACUGUUUUAUUGGUCUCGUUUGAUCGUUACUUUGCUAUUUGUUAUCCCAUGAAAGCAAACGUGUUUCGAAAUGGCAAGGUCAUGACAACAACUAUAUGGAUUUCUUCUGCAGCAUAUGCAGUUCCAUUUAUGAUGGCAAAUGACAUACUCGAAGAUAACGAUGCCAGCUAUUGCCUUCGCAUCUUUUCCCCACUUGACAAUCAGAAGUCGAGACAGACCUAUUAUUUGGUUACUUUCAUUUUACUUUACUUUGUGCCUCUGACAAUCCUUUUGGUCUUGUAUAGCCUCAUUACACAUAGACUCUGGCAGCGAAAAAUUCCUGGUAAUGUCAGCAAGGCCAGAAUUAGAUCAGCUCAGAGGGAAAAGAGAAGGAUUAUAAAAGCUUUGAUUCUGAUUGUCGUGGUUUUUGCAAUCUGCUGGUUUCCAGCUCAUGCUAUGCACUACUUGGUUUACUAUCGCACGGAUAUCUAUCGCAGUAUAUCAGUGGAAGUUGAAAUAUUCUUCUUUUGGCUCUGCCACGCUAACAGUAUUAUAAAUCCAUGUUUGUAUGUGUUGAUGUGCCCCAGCUACCGCAAAUUUAUACAGAGAAGUUUCGGGCGUUUUUGUUCUUGCUGUAGCCAUGCCAAUUUUAACUCUUUUAGGAGGCGAAGCACUGGGAUGCUCACCCUCAGUCGAUCGCUCGAUGCUACCAGCACUACAGUUGUUGGAUUUUCCUUCAAAAUUAAGGACGCAAUGGAUACUCGACUGUAAUAUUUGCUCACUUUCAUUCAAACAAACAAGCGAGAAAAGGUUCAAACUCAUUGGAAAAUUUUCUGAAAUGGGUAACCGUUCAACAAUCUCAUUUUUUUUUACCCGGGUUUCCGUAGGGAAGCCCGAGUCUAAAACUGCAAGCCGUUCUUGGUCGCCAGAAGGGGGGUCAUGGUGCCAGGCUUUCCUUGCUUAAACCGCGGAAACUGGGGAUGAGAGUGCAACAACUUGUGUUGUCAUGUGCUCGCUUUUCGUAAAUAACAUAAUUUACAGAAUGCUGUGUUUCGUGAAGACCGCGUUGCAAAGAUUCCUGUCUUGCACCCUCAUCUCACAUACAAACGCCAAAAAAAUUAGCUAUAUGUGAGUUCAAACUACGAAAAUUCUGGCAAAACUAGAACAGCCGAUGUAACAACAAACUAUGAUGCUGAGACGAACACCUCACUUGCUGAGAAAAUUAGAGUGUUCACGAGCACAACUUCAAAGGUAGCGCUAACAACAGCCAAUUAGAUAAGGAUACUGA